Messenger RNA from Arctia plantaginis, 576 nucleotides. NCBI's taxonomy places the organism in Eukaryota, Metazoa, Arthropoda, Insecta, Lepidoptera, Erebidae. The record is from the annotation of a GenBank genome assembly.
AUGCAAUUUUAUAGAAGGAAAGACGGACAAAGCUACUUGGUUCUACAUUCAAAUGAAUGGAACCGUUUGAAAAGACAACCAGGUCCGGAGAAAACGUUGAAUGAACAACAGGAAUAUGUGAAAUCUUUAAAUGAGAAAUCAAGGGCCUGGACUCAAACAUGGCCGGACCAUAAACACGGUGUUAUAGCCAACUAUGAGAAAAAGCAACAGAAACUCCGUGAAACUCAACUAGCCAUUGUUAAUUCAGAGAAGCAGAAGCAAAAAUUUAAAAAACAAAGCAACAUUGAAGCAAUUAAACAAGCACGGCAGAGGAUCUUUGAUGAAAGUUGUUAUGGCAGAAAACUUUUAAGCGCUUUCCGAGAAUCUAAGACACUAGAGGAAAGAGAUGCACAAGUACAAUUUCUAAAGAAAUUAAAAGAGGAGAAAGUUAUUGAAACCAAAAAGAUCAAGAUUCCAGCGUUCUGUUCUUUCGAUUUAGAUAAAUAUAUAGAAGACGAAAAAAAGUGCCGAAGAGCUACAGCGAUACAGAUGGCUCAGCAGAAUAAAGAAAUGCAAGUGAAAAUCAUUUUUAAUUAA